AGAUGAGCCGAAAUAGCCCCUCAGAGCAGAGAAGAACCUUCUCGAAAUUAUCACUACAUAUAAGAACAGCAUACCCUAGAUAACACUCUGCAAAACCCCUCACUAUUUCUGUUAUCCACAACAGCAUUCUCCUUUGAAAUGGCAUCUGCAAAUGCUUUCUCAACUGCCUCAAUCCUCUCUUCUUCUUCUUCUUCUUCUUCUUCAACGCAGGGCGGGUUGAGGAAUAGGAGGGCUUACCAGUUGAACGGGAGGAAUUACAACGGCAAGACAUCGAGCUCCAAGAGCCGGUUUGUGGUGAAGGCGAAUGCUAAGGAAAUAGCAUUUGAUCAGAAAUCCAGGACUGCCCUUCAGGCCGGCAUUGAUAAGCUCGCCGAUGCCGUCGGCCUCACGCUUGGCCCCAGGGGGAGGAAUGUUGUGUUGGAUGAAUAUGGAACCCCAAAAGUGGUUAAUGAUGGAGUAACAAUUGCUCGUGCUAUUGAACUUGCUGAUGCUAUGGAAAAUGCUGGUGCUGCCCUCAUUAGGGAGGUUGCAAGCAAAACCAAUGAUUCUGCUGGUGAUGGGACGACAACUGCAUCAGUUCUUGCUCGUGAAAUAAUUAAACUAGGUUUGUUGAGUGUUACAUCUGGUGCGAAUCCAGUGUCCAUAAAGAAGGGUAUUGACAAGACUGUACAUGCUUUGGUGGAAGAGCUUGAAAAGAAAGCUAGGCCUGUUAAAGGUCGUGAUGAUAUUAAAGCAAUUGCUUCAAUCUCUGCUGGAAAUGAUGAAACCAUUGGCACCAUGAUUGCUGAUGCAAUUGACAAAGUUGGUCCUGAUGGUGUGCUAUCCAUUGAAUCAUCUUCCUCCUUUGAAACAACAGUUCAUGUAGAAGAGGGAAUGGAGAUUGACAGAGGAUAUAUAUCCCCUCAAUUUGUCACCAAUCCCGAGAAAUUGAUUGUUGAAUUUGAAAAUGCUAGAGUUUUAGUUACAGAUCAGAAGAUUUCAGCAAUCAAGGACAUUAUCCCCUUGUUGGAGAAAACUACACAGCUACGAGCUCCUUUGCUCAUUAUUGCUGAAGAUGUUACCGGAGAAGCUUUGGCUACUCUUGUUGUCAACAAAUUGAGAGGUAUUCUGAAUGUUGCUGCCAUCAAAGCACCUGGUUUUGGUGAAAGGAGAAAGGCACUUCUUCAAGAUAUUGCCAUUGUAACAGGAGCUGAGUACCAGGCUAGUGAUUUGGGACUUCUUGUUGAGAAUACCCAAGUUGAAGCACUAGGUAUUGCCAGAAAGGUGACAAUUACCAAGGACUCAACAACCAUUAUUGCUGAUGCUGCAUCGAAGGAUGAGAUACAGUCAAGGAUUGCUCAGCUUAAAAAGGAGUUAUUUGAAACUGAUUCAAUCUAUGAUUCUGAGAAACUUGCCGAGAGAAUUGCCAAAUUGUCAGGUGGUGUUGCUGUGAUUAAGGUUGGAGCUGCAACAGAGGCUGAACUUGAGGACCGCAAACUGCGCAUCGAGGAUGCAAAGAAUGCAACUUUUGCUGCCAUUGAGGAGGGAAUUGUACCUGGUGGUGGGGCUGCAUUCGUUCAUCUGUCGACUUAUGUUCCUGCAAUCAAGGACACACUUGAAGACGCAGAUGAGAAAUUAGGAGCUGAUAUCGUGCAAAAGGCAUUAGUUGCACCAGCAUCCCUGAUAGCCCAAAAUGCUGGGGUUGAAGGGGAGGUUGUUGUUGAAAAGGUGAGAGACCGUGAUUGGGAGGUCGGAUACAAUGCAAUGACCGAUAGCUAUGAGAACCUCGUGGAAGCUGGAGUCAUCGAUCCAGCCAAGGUGACAAGAUGUGCUCUGCAGAAUUCUGCUUCAGUUGCAGGAAUGGUCCUCACCACACAAGCCAUUGUCGUCGAGAAACCAAAGCCUAAGACACCUGCCCCUGCUGCUCCUCAAGGUCUUACCGUGUGAUCAAUAGAUUCAGAGCAUGUAGUAUGAACUUUUGGAGUAGUUAAGCUUCACCAUUGUAGGGAAAUGAGACUUGAGUAAUAUAACAAAGAGCAAAAAAUAACUUUUUGGUCAGCUCUUAUUUCUUGGUUGGUUCAUUGUAAGCCAAAUAAGAAAUGAAUGAAAAGAUUCCUCUGGUUGCCA
Ipomoea nil (Japanese morning glory) is the source of this 2106-nucleotide messenger RNA. RefSeq names its product ruBisCO large subunit-binding protein subunit alpha. The transcript is spliced from 9 exons. The coding region runs from base 139 to 1926 and encodes 595 amino acids. Gene Ontology annotation, biological process: protein refolding. NCBI's taxonomy places the organism in Eukaryota, Viridiplantae, Streptophyta, Magnoliopsida, Solanales, Convolvulaceae. The record is from RefSeq and is a predicted model, not a curated record. Gene Ontology annotation, molecular function: ATP-dependent protein folding chaperone; ATP binding.